This is a messenger RNA of Oppia nitens, 993 nucleotides long. Its product is annotated as neurotrimin-like. The transcript is spliced from 9 exons. The coding region runs from base 1 to 993 and encodes 330 amino acids. Gene Ontology annotation, cellular component: neuron projection. The record is from RefSeq and is a predicted model, not a curated record. NCBI's taxonomy places the organism in Eukaryota, Metazoa, Arthropoda, Arachnida, Sarcoptiformes, Oppiidae.
AUGCUACCAGUGCUACCUUUAUUGUUAGCUCAACCAAUAUCUGACACAAAUGAUGAAAAAUUGCCUGAAUUUGACGGACAAAUAUUAAGUGAACCGUUAAAGCCAGGAGUAGGCACUGAUGUCACUUUGUCGUGUCCAAUCAAGAAUUUAGGCAAAUAUAAAAUUAGUUGGAAUUCUGUCGAUAAGCAAACCUUAUUAGUCGUACAAAACUAUGUAAUCUCUGAUAAUCCAAGAAUAGGCUUCAAAAAAGUAUCAAAAGGAGACAUAUCUUAUUGGUCAUUAAUUAUUAGAAAUGUAACUCUUAGUGAUUCUGGUUAUUAUAUUUGCCAAAUCGAUACAAAUCCACCAAUAAGAUUGCUUAAAUUUUUGAAUAUUUUUGUACCGGUACAAUUUGAUAACAAAUUUUCAGUGGAAAGUGAUUCAGUGAUCAGAGUCAGGGAACUCCAUAACGUGAGUCUAACCUGCAAAGCAACAGGAAAUCCUAAGCCGACAAUCACUUGGCGCCGACAAGAUGGACGGUUACUUCAAUUGGGCAAUGGAUCAGUUACUGAAUCGGUUGAAUCAGAAGUUCUUAAUUUACAAGAAAUAAAUCGUUCAGUAAUUGGUUACUAUGUGUGCAUCGCAUCCAACCAAUUGAGUCCAUCUCUCAGACGAAAGACUUUUUUAGAUAUAGAGUUUUCGCCAACAAUUAGAGUCCCCAAUAAAAUUGUUUCAUCGUUUGUUGGACAUAAUGUUACCAUUGAGUGUAUCACUGAAUCUAAUCCAAAAGCUGAACACUUUUGGAUUGACGUUUCCGGCAAUCAAAUCACUCCAAUGAAAUCAAACAAUUACAUCAUUACAAUAAUUAAUUCAAAUAAAUUUAAGGUUCACUUCAAACUGACAAUCAUUAAUGUAGAUUAUAUUAAUGCUGGAAGAUAUACAUGUCUUUCAACUAAUAGAUUGGGAUCUAUAAAGAGCUCAAUUGUUGUCGAUGGUAAUGUCAGUCUAUUAUAA